This is a messenger RNA of Macroventuria anomochaeta, 3006 nucleotides long. RefSeq lists its product as uncharacterized. NCBI's taxonomy places the organism in Eukaryota, Fungi, Ascomycota, Dothideomycetes, Pleosporales, Didymellaceae. The transcript is spliced from 2 exons. The record is from RefSeq and is a predicted model, not a curated record. The coding region runs from base 57 to 2858 and encodes 933 amino acids.
CCGGUGCAGCGACUUGAGCAGACCUCACACAGCACACAAAAGGCCUGGCUAACGGAAUGUCGUCCAACAAGGAAAUCGGCGCGCCAUUUACUUUGGCCUCGCUGUCAAAGCCUGUUAACUCCACCAACGGGCGCAUCCAUGCAACUGGUGUGUGCAGCAUCAGUGGGAUCAAAAAGAGGAAGCGCACGGAAAUUGUUGUUGGUGUCGAGGGCGAAUGCAUAAGUAUUUACAGUCUGCAAAACCCUCAACUCGUCACCUCAUAUGCGCUUCCGCCCAGCGCUUCCUUCACAGCCGCCCCAUACUCGACAUACCGAAAGGGCUCGUCCAAGACAGCCGCCCAGCGCUUCACAUACGCUUCCGUUACCGAGUCGACCGCUGGAGCAAAGUCACAGCUAGUCUGCUUCCACGAGACCAUCUUCGGCGACAAUGCAGAGACUGCGAAAACCUCGUACACACCCUCGAACGGCGCCCAGGUCUCGACGAUCGAGUCGCUCCCUGUCGCAGGGGCUAGCUCGAGCAAGGAUUCGACACACGAUGUACUUACUACCUUCGACAACGGAGAUGUCAUCUGUCUGUCCGCAGACCUCUCGACUGUCCGAUGGGUCGCGAAUCUGACAUCAGCGGGUUCGCAGAAGAGCAACGACUUCAAGAUUGAGAACAUCACACUGUCGAUCGCCCGUAAUGUAACGCGAGGCCUGUUGCGCAGCAGAGAAGACAUUGCAGCUCUACUGAGCCCCGAAUCCAACGAAGCUUCCGAUCUGUUGGAGCUUACCCAAAUACUCUGCGUCAUCGGCCAGAACACAAACGGGAGCAGGAUCUUGCAGCUUCUGCAGGUGCAGCCUCGGAAUGCGGAUCUUCCCUCGACCCAGCUACAGCCGCUCAAGCACCUGCUUUCGAUCAGCCUGCCCAAGCCUUCAAGCAUACUACUUCGCACAGACUCAACCGCGACCUAUUCACUUCACGCCACUAGUGGUGCGCUGCACAUUUUGGUCGACGGUGGCAUCAUUUCAUACGACCUGUCAGGAACUGUACCCAAGAUCAACUCUGAGCUUCUGCUCACUGAAGCAAAGAUCGACUCGUUCUUGCGCAUUUCCCAGGACGUUGUGUUCACAACAGCGCCAGGCUCAUGCCGUGCGUUUGACGUCAAGUACAACUCUUUGCAAGCCUACUUGACACUGGGUACGUCUCCCGCAUCGGACGACGCAGCUUCCAAGAAGCGGAAGCACGCUCAGCCAGAUGCCGGGACAUCAGCCACACCCCAACUAGUAGCCUACUAUGCCGAGCUCGGUCUUGUAGUAGCCGUACGCGAUGAUGAGCUCCUCGGCAUGCAGUACGGAGGCACAAACGCACGCAAGCGGGUCAAGACCGAGGGCACCCUACUGAUUGACGCGCUCGGCAAGGGUAUUGCAAAGCCUAAGGCUGGCGCAGAAUCGGCCAAGUGGCUGGACAGGAAGGAGAAGCUGGACCGCUACGCUUCAAAGAGCAAGAUUGCUAAAUUCGAAGGUGUUCUCGCUUCAUGCCUGGGUGUACCACUGGAGAAGAAGACAGACACACAGGCCAAGCAGGAGAAUGAGGUACAGGGCGGACCUCUGACCAACGGUGUGGGCCCGAGCCUGCCAAAAGAGGACGCUAUGGUUGUUGAGAAGGCUGAUGAUGAGGCUUCCGAGGAUCAACUGCGGAAGUGGAACCUGCUUUCGGCCAUCCCCGAGUCGCAACGACAGCUGCACCGUCAACAUGCUCUCUACGCGCUCAGCAAGAUCUUCAGAUUCGAGGGCAGUACACUGACGGUCGCUUUCUUCCCUCCCAACGUCUUCCAGUGGCUGCUACAAAUCGGCCACCUGACUAAAGAAUCCAUCCGCCGCGCCCUCCUAGACGAAGCGUCCGAGUUCGCCCACGCCGUCCCCAAAAUCACCGACGGCGACAUCGUGAAAGCCAUCGUAGCUUUCGACCCCGAGCUCCACAUCCUCUCCGCCGUGCUAAACCACAAGCACUUCCUCCCCAUCGGCGAAGUCGUCGAAGCCAUCCGCCUCCUCACACAGUCUCUUGACGACAAGCCCUCCACAUCCUCAGACACGCCCAAGCUGCUCACCAAUGGCACCGCCCCCGCAGACUCCGACAUGGACGUCGACGUCGAACUCGAUGCGGCAACAACAGAAGUCGACCACGCCCUCACCGUGCUCUCCAACGGCGUCUCCAUCCGCAGCAACACCCUGCGCCCCGCGCUCACCCGCCUGCACACUUUCCCCGCCCCCCUCAUCAGCUCAACACUACGCUCCGUGCUGCCCCGCCGAGAUCUCGAGAGCCUGAUCCGGCUGCUGCACUUCGAGCUCAAGAACGGCGGCUGGAGUUCGCAGUACGAUUUCAUCGAUCCGGAAGCCUCCACCGACGACAGCCCCGACGACCACGCAGUGACCAUCAUCGCGUCCCUGCUGUCCAGCACGCUCGAUGCCAUCGGCGCCGGGGCCUGGCUCGCGGCCGUCGGCACUCCUACAGACGCUGACGAGGGCAAGGACAUCAUCGACGCGCUGCACGCAGACACUUCGGAGGCGCUGAAUGGAUUCUGGGAAGCGCGGUAUAUGCGCGGCUUACUUGGGGAGUUCUUGCGGUAUGCGGCGAAUACGCCCAAGUCUCAGAAGCCCAGUAACAAGAGUCUGGAGAACCAGAACAAGCCAUUCGCUGUUGCGGGCAUCAAGGACGAGGACUUGCCCAUGCUGCCGCUUGGUGGGCGCGGCGAUAUGGGGAUUGAGAAAACGAAGCAGGGCAAGGGCGGUCGGAGGGAGGAGAGGAGUAAGCGCGAGAUUGGUAUGCUCAUCAGUAAGAAGGUGCCCAAGUACAGCUUUGAGAGGAUCGUGGUUUGAGGAUCAAGCGAGGCAAGGUCAACUGGCGGAGCUGUGUUGGAUAGUGAUGAUGUAGAAGUAGACAAAGAUACCAGAAGAGAUGACGCGACCUGUCGCUUCGCAAUUGUACGUUACCGUCUCCAAAUCAAUGCGUCUAAUGUCGGGUCGU